AUGACGGAUGGAGUGACUUACACGUUCGGGAUCUUCUACGUGGAGUUCCUCAACUUCUACCAAGACGGGAAGGGGGCGACGUCAUGGAUCGCCUCCAUACUCGUCGGGGUCACUCUCGGUUCUGGUCCGAUCGCAAGCAGCCUGACGAACAAGUACGGGUGCCGGCUGGUGUGCAUGGGAGGGGCCGUCCUCGCCUUCGCCAGCCUGGCCGUGAGCGUCCUCGCGCCCAACGUGGCCACGCUCUAUCUCACCAUCGGGGUGGGGGCAGCAAACCGAAGCUUCAAACAUCUUGCAAAUAAAUAG
Molecule: messenger RNA, 303 nt
Organism: Darwinula stevensoni
Lineage: Eukaryota; Metazoa; Arthropoda; Ostracoda; Podocopida; Darwinulidae
Source: the annotation of a GenBank genome assembly